Messenger RNA from Aspergillus novofumigatus IBT 16806, 1273 nucleotides. RefSeq lists its product as uncharacterized. The record is from RefSeq and is a predicted model, not a curated record. Lineage: Eukaryota; Fungi; Ascomycota; Eurotiomycetes; Eurotiales; Aspergillaceae. Bases 69 to 941 code for a protein of 290 amino acids. The transcript is spliced from 2 exons.
GCUCUGCUCUGCUCAAUCUCAUUCCUUAUAAAACCACGAUUCCUGCACAACAGAAAGACUCCGGCAUAAUGACCACGCCGACUCUCAUAGAUCUACCUCCCCCGCCCUCGGAUCCUGUCACGCCAUCGGACAUGGGACCAGGCACACCAAAUUCGGGCACAACCUCCCUCUCUGCACUGUCCACCACCGCUAUCAAAGACGGCCAUCAGGGCCAGCCUCUACCACACGGGCGACAUGCUCAUCACUCAUCCUCUGCCUCGGCGACCUCUACAUCUACCUUGGAGGCCGAGCGAGCCGAUCGCAUCUCCCGUCUCGCCGGGCUGGAACGUGUCGCAACCGCCCGAGCGGGAGGUGUUCCUCAGUCGAACCUCGUGUUCGCGACGGCGCACGGCCCUGGCUACUUUGACAGCGGAUCCGGUUUCAAAGAAAGAAGCACCGUGGGCAGUGCCAGCGCCACCGGCAGCGUGGGUGCUCGUACUACAUGGGCAAGCGGCAGCGAUGCGCUCGACGCAGACAAGAUGAGCGAAGACACGAACGACGACGAUGAGACCUCUAGCGUGGGAAACAUCAGUGAAGGGGAUGCGAGCCUGGUUGCAUUUGGAGAGGGCGCCAGUACGAUCAGUGGCCCGAUUUCGCACCCCACUCUCAACCGAAUGUCGUCGGGAGGUCGUCCGAGUUCGCUGGGAGCUGGAAGUCCUAGCAUGAGCCGAGCGAAUCCCCUCACAUCGUACCAGCCUGGAGUUGAAGACUCUGCCGCCGUGUCCUCCUCGUUAUCUCCUGCGGGAUCGAAUACGCCGGAACAGAUGCAUGACGCUCGCAUGCUGGACGGGGUAACCUAUGACAGUGAUGUGGUCGACACGACUGUGAGAACCCCGCGGCUGGCCACCCCGUUCAGCCAUGGCCAGUCUGCCAAUCGGAACGAUGACUCGGGAGACAAUUGAGAGGAAAGCAGGAUUCAAAAGGAGUGAAUGGGCGUUUUUACACAGAUGGGAGGUUUGUACCUUUUUAGCUAUGGAUCAUGGGAGGCACAGUGAUGGGAAGUUCAGGCUGUGACGGGCGGCCUCAAAGCAGAUACCUGGAGAACGAGUAUGAUUUUUCUGUAGGAUAAUUGAUAGCACGUUGAAAUGCCUUUUUUUCCUUUCAAUCUAGCAGUAUUCAGUAUUGGGAUAGUUGUUUCUUGUAUGGGGUGGGUCGAGAAGAGUCGAUCAGUCUUAUCCCGAAUGGCGACAUUCACAUGGCCACAAUAACAUCAUAAUGCCAGCAAGAAUCCCCA